AUGCCAUCGCUUGACCAAGAGAUGACGUGCGCCACAGGUCAUCACCAAGCGCCCAACCAUCAACGAACAUCAGUUAUCAAAUGCGACAUUCUCAUCAUAGGUGCUGGCGCUGCAGGCUUAGCAGCGGCCGCGGCCGCGCAUGAUCCAGGGCUCAGAGUCAUCCUCGCCGAGAAGGAAGAUCACGUUGGCGGCACGACUUUCAGGUCCGGUGGCUGCAUGUGGAUGCCCAACAAUUUCCUCAUGCAGGAAACUGGCAUCGAAGAUAGCAAAGAACAAGCCGCCGCUACACCAAUGCUUCUUGAGGAACAAGCCUUCCAUGGGCGCCUACGUGAUGAGCGUCUCGACGCAUUUUUGACGCAGGGACCCGAGAUGAUGAGAUAUUCAGAGACCAAGGUUCCGAUGGAUGGCCAAACCGUCCCAGUUUCCAGACUAUCACCCGCACAUCGAAGGUGCGGUCCACCAUGGUCGCACCUGGACCCCGCGGUUUUUGAUGCGGCAAGCCUAGGUCACUACCAGAAAUACCUUCCAAAACCAGAUGGCGCACCCGUGAUCCCCCGAUUCGAGGACUUUCGAGUCUUGACAAGGCUGCGUUCCUCGGGGCAGUGUCGUGCAGAAGUUUCGGCUCUUCCAAAGGGAAUGUCGAGGCCUGUGUCGAUGGGUCGAUCGCUGAUCGCUCAGCUCCUCAAGGUGUGCAAGGAACACGACAAUGUGGAAAUCUGGACUGGAUGGGAGCUGAGUGAGCUGUUACUAUCUGGACAUGAUGGUGGUGUAAUAGGAGCAAGGGUUCAACGCAGAGGCAGCGAGGAACUUGUCGACAUCCACGCAUCGCUGGGUGUGAUCUUAACCACAGGAGGUUUCUCUCAGAACCAGGAGAUGAGGGAUGCAUACCUAGCGGGAACAGCCACGAGCGAAGCAACUUCAGGUAUGCCGACCAAGGCGGAAUGGAGCCUUGCAUCUGACGGAGACGCCGGUAUCGCGCUGCGAGCCGGCCAAAGGAUCGGUGCUGGUAGCGCACAGCUCGGCCAAGUCUGGGGCAUCCCCACCAUGAUCGAUCCUAGGACAGGGAAAGUGACGGAGGCCAUGUUUGCCAUAUCCAAGCCGUUCUCUAUAGUAGUCGAUGGCUGUGGCCGCCGCUUCUUCUCCGAGUCCCAGCCCUACGGUGAGGCCGUUAGGUCCAUGUAUGAGAGAGCGAAUGAGGACGUAGAAGCGGCCACCUUCUGGCUUGUCUUUGACCGGAGAUACAGAAGAAGAUAUCCCAUUGGGAGCCUCAAGAGCACCUGGCAGAUUGACCAGGCUGUCGAACAAGGCUUGCUCUUGCGCUCGGAUACUAUUGACGGCCUAGCUGAGCAGAUGCAUGUGCCGAGCCGCAACCUGCAGACGACGGUGGACGAGUGGAAUGAAAUGUGUGAUCAGGGUCGAGAUAAGUAUUUCCAUAGGGGCGAGGACAAGUACCAACAGUUCAUCGGUGAUCCAACUGUGGUGCCGAACCCAUGCAUAGGCCCUGUCAAGGAAAGCCCCUUUUAUGGCAUCAGAAUCUUUCCCGGUGAUGCUGGCACGAGAGGCGGUCCUCAGACUGACCAGUUCGCAAGAGUACUGAGGGCAGAUGGGAGUGUGAUCUCUGGUUUGUUUGCUGGAGGUAACGCAUCAGUUGCGCUACUUGGAACUCAGGGCGCGGGAACGACACUCGCUCCUGCGAUGACCGAGGGUUUUAUCGCGGUGAAGUAUAUGCAGCAUCUAGCUCGUGGCAGCGGCGUAAUCCUCGAGGAUCGGUAA
This is a messenger RNA of Fusarium redolens, 1773 nucleotides long. RefSeq names its product FAD binding domain-containing protein. The transcript is spliced from 2 exons. NCBI's taxonomy places the organism in Eukaryota, Fungi, Ascomycota, Sordariomycetes, Hypocreales, Nectriaceae. The record is from RefSeq and is a predicted model, not a curated record. Bases 1 to 1773 code for a protein of 590 amino acids.